UGUAAAUAAUUUCGAUUUAAAUUAUUUUCUUCAAUGAGAGAUUAAAUAUAAACAGUUGACACAUUGCGUUCCUUUGAUAAAAAUAAAUAAGACAUCAAUUUUACACUGGUAAUAAUUUAUACUUGUUUGUAAUGUACACACGUUUGUGGAAUUAGCGUUUGUGUGGUACAACUUUAUUUUUGUCCUGCUAAGUGAGUGUGUCAAAGGGCAAGGCUAGUUUUAAGGGGUUUGAUCUGGGAGUACUGCCAGUUGGCUUUUAGCUGUGACAUGUGAAAGAUGCAAAUCCCUGUGAAAUCUUGUUAAAUAUUGUUUGAUAAAUAUCUAUAUUGUUCAACUGUUUGUGAAUUGCAUUUGAAAAGUCAUCAGCAUAUAAUAAAAGUAAGAUUACAAACAUAUUUUUAAAAUAUAGAAAAAUAUAUUUAUUCGUUGAAUUGUGGUAAAAUAAACUGCAACCAUGAGUAUACCAGACAGUGUGAAAAAGUGUGUAGCCAUUUUAAAGUCUGUUGAAACAGACUCAGAAAAAUUUGCUGCUUUAUUUAUGGUUACAAAAUUAGUAGACAGCAAAGACUGCACAGCUGCAGUUAAAAAGGUAUUGUUUGAAGCUAUUGGAAUUAAAUUUUUGAAAAAAUUAUUAUCUCCACAAACAGUUCCUGUGGACUGCCCACCACAAGUGUACAAGUCUGUGGCAUUAUCUAUACUUUCUGCAUUUUGUGGAGAAUCAGAAUUGGCUUCUCAUCCUGAUAUGAUUGUUCAUGUACCUGCACUGCUUGAAAUUGUUUCUCAAGCUGAUGAGGAUGCAGCUGAUGAUACAUUGAUAAUUGUCAGUGAAGCAUAUACUUGCUUGCAAAAUAUUGCUCAAUAUCCUCCUGGGCAAAAAGUUUUGCUUGAACAGAAAGCAAUUUCAAAAAUGUGUGAUAUUUAUUCUGAAAAAAGCUUUCAAACAGAUCAAGCUUUGAAUAUUUUAGUUACCCUAGUUGGAAGAUUUGGUCCAGAAGCAUGGGAUGCAACAGAUGCUACACCUUUUCAUGUUAUUAUAAAUAAGAUUGCAUUAGAUUUUGAAACAGAUCAUACAGAGAGAAAAUUUCAAUUGUGCACUAUUUUACAAGCUUUACUAAUGUCUUGUAGGAAAGACAUUAUUAGUGCAACUUCUAAAGAAGAAUCUUGGCCUUCUAGCAUUUAUAAAGGUUUGUUUGACAUUCUUGGAUCAAAAAUAGGCAAAAAACAACGUGAUCCAGCAUUGAAACUUGCUUCUGUAAUGAUGGAUUUAUUGGGAGCAGAAUGGACUUUAUUGGAUGAAGAGAAACCAAAAGUGCUUUUCUUGCUGUUGAUUCAAUUAGCAUCAAUAGAAGUUAGAAUGCAAGUAGAAGGAAAACAACUGAAAGCUGUAAUGACAAAUGCAGAUUUAGUAACAUCUUGUUUUAUUAUCCUUGAAAUUUCUCUUGCAUAUAUAACUAAUGAUCAGUUAGAUUUAGAUCAGAAAGAGAAACAGUCAUCAUAUAAUGUUUUGAAAGGAGCUUUUGCUGCAGUUAUAGGUCUACUUACAUCAAUUUCUAAGAUGAAGGAAAUAACAGAUAUCAAAGAACGAGUAUUUGUUUGUGCUCUAGUAAGAGUACUAGCAGCAUGGAUUGCUCAAGAAACAACAGCUAUGCGUUCUCAAGUUUAUGCAGUUUUGCCUUAUAUCUUAACAAUAGCCAAUGACACAUUUUAUGCACACAGAAAUAGAAAAUUGGCCGAAAAGGCAAAAGCAAAUGCUAAAGCCAAAAGUGAUGAGGGAACAUCAUCUGAAGAUCCAAUUUCACAUGAUCCUUUAAGUGAGGUUGAUGUAUUGAGACUGUUAUUACCAGCAUUAUGUUAUUUGACUGUAGAAGGAGAUGCUAGAAAAAUUUUACUUCAACAUAAACAAGAAGAAGUCUUGUAUGAAUGUCUAUCUUAUCAUUGGACAAUUGUUCAUUAUAAGAAGCCACCAGUUCCAAAAUCAGAAAGAUUAAAAGCAUUGAAAGAACCAGAGAAAGAAGAGGAUUUAGAACUUAGUACAUCAGAAGCAGUAAAAGAUUCAAGAACUGCCAUGGUUUCACUGUGCAAUGUUUUUAUGAAUAUUACUGUAUUAGAAUCAAAAUUAGUAGAAGAAUCACCAACCUUCAUCUCUUUACUGAAAUUUAUUUUCAGUAACCUACCAGAACUUAAACAAAUUCCGGAAAAUUUAGUACUGCAUGGUCAUCUUGCAGUUUUAGGAUUGUUAUUAUUGAAGCAACAGGCAAAACAUAUUAAGAAAAAUGAUUUUUCUAUAUGUCGAUAUAUUCAGGCUACUAUAAGAUUUUUAUGGGAUGCAUAUAUAAUUGAUGAGAGUAAUGAUCCAACUGAACUUGUUGUUGCCAUUUUAUAUAAAGAACGAUGGAUGGAAAUUACAGAACUGUGGUUUCUUGGAAUGCAAACAAUGGCUGGAGUGUUACAAGUUAUACCUUGGCUAGCACAAUUUACUCUUGAGUCAGGUUGGGCAGAAGAAAUCAUUGAAAUCCUCAAGAAAGUAAAGAUAGGAAGUCUUCAACCAAAUGUAAAGUCUGCUUUUGAAGAUCUUCUGUGUCAUUUGGUUAAAGCAGAUGAAAAUGUUGCUUCUGUUUUGAAGAAGUGUGGAGCUUUAACUGUGUGCAGAAAUCAUCGUAUGAUGGAACUUGGAAAACGUCUUUUUGGAGACUAA
Habropoda laboriosa is the source of this 2695-nucleotide messenger RNA. RefSeq names its product neurochondrin homolog (gene Neurochondrin). Gene Ontology annotation, cellular component: dendrite. The record is from RefSeq and is a predicted model, not a curated record. Lineage: Eukaryota; Metazoa; Arthropoda; Insecta; Hymenoptera; Apidae. Gene Ontology annotation, biological process: regulation of neuronal synaptic plasticity; neuron projection development. The coding region runs from base 455 to 2695 and encodes 746 amino acids. The transcript has a single exon.